Messenger RNA from Aspergillus chevalieri, 1452 nucleotides. Its product is annotated as putative 2-methylcitrate dehydratase (PrpD). The coding region runs from base 1 to 1452 and encodes 483 amino acids. Gene Ontology annotation, molecular function: lyase activity. Lineage: Eukaryota; Fungi; Ascomycota; Eurotiomycetes; Eurotiales; Aspergillaceae. The record is from RefSeq and is a predicted model, not a curated record. The transcript has 2 exons.
AUGACCCAAUACGACCAACCCAUAAUCGAUAUAACAAACUACAUCUACACGCCCCUCCACCCCUCUUCACCUGCCCUCUCCGCAGCCCGAACCGCCCUCCUCGACGCCUUAGGCUGCACCAUCCAAACCGUCUCCAGCAGUGCAGAAGCCCGUAAACUCAUUGGUCCCGUCGUCAAUAGUACACAUGUACCUGAUGGAUUCAGGUUACCCGGGACGGGGUACCGCUUGGAUCCAGUGAAGGGGGCGUUUGAUAUGGGUGUGUUGAUUAGGUAUUUGGAUUAUAAUGAUGCAUUGUGGGGGAGGGAGUGGGGGCAUCCUUCUGAUAACAUCGGCGCCAUACUAUCCGUAUCGGACUGGCUCAGCCGAACCACCAAAGACAACAAACACACCGGACCCCCUCUAACCAUCCAAACCCUCCUAAUCGCAAUAACAAAAGCCUACGAAAUCCAAGGCCUUCACCAACUCCACAACGCCUUCAACGCCUACGGCAUUGACCAUGUCAUCCUCGUCAAACUCGCCUCCGCAGCUGUAACGGCCUGGCUCCUCGGUCUCUCGCAGACACAGGCGAUGGCUGCAAUUUCGCACGUGUGGAUGGACGGGCAUCCGAGUCGGGUAUAUCGUUCUGGGUCUAAUACGAUACCAAGGAAAGGCUGGGCGGCUGGAGAUGCGUGCAUGCGGGCUGUGCAUCUUGCGUUGCUUGUGAGGGCGGGACAGGUUGGUGCGGGAGAGGCGUUGAGUGCGGUUCCGUAUGGGUUUUUGGAGAGGACCUUCGGUACGAAGGGAUUUGUGAUGCCGCAAGCAUUUGGGGAUUGGGCUGUGCAGAAUGUUUUGUUCAAAGUUAUGCCUGUUGAGGGACAUGGGAUUGCUGCUGUGGAGGCGGCGUUGGUGCAGGGGUCACGGAUGAGGGAGAGUGGGAUGAGGGUUGAGGAGGAUAUUAUGAGGGUUAAGGUGAGGGCUACUGCUGCGGCGGACUUGAUUAUCAAUAAGAAAGGCGUGCUGAGGAAUGCGGCGGAUCGGGAUCAUUGUAUUCAGUAUGUUAUUGCGGUUGCGUUGUUGAAGGGGCAUGCGCCGGAGGUGGGGGAUUAUGCGGAUGGGAGUUAUUGGGCGCAGAGUGUAGCGGUGGAUUCUAUGCGCGAGAGGAUUGAGGUUACGGCGGAUGAGGGGCUUACGAAGGAUUAUCUGGAUUUGGAGAAGAGGAGCAUUGGAGCUGGGUUGACCGUGUAUUUGAGAGAUGGGAGAGUUUUGGAUGAGGUGUUGGUGGAGUAUCCGAUUGGGCAUGUGAAAAAUCCGGCGACGGGUGAUGCUGUUAGGGAGAAAUUUGGAAGGAACAUGAGGGUUAUGUUUUCGGAUACGGAGAUUGCGAGGAUUGUUGAGGCUGUUCAGGUGGAUGAUUUGAGGAUUUCGGAUUUUGUUGAUUUGUUUGCGAGAGAUGCGCCGGAGUCAAGGUUAUAG